CCCCCCUUGCCCAUGCAAAACAAGACUUUUAAUUGGUUGCAGCGCUUCCUGGAGGCAUGCAGAUGUCGCAGGAGGCUCCUCCCACGCACCUGAUGGGAGUAUUUACGUGUCUUUUACCGCAACUCUCAGCACUGCUCUCACUGGUUCCAACAUGACUCCCCACACUUGAGCAACGAGGAUUUCCGUCUCUGCGCGCACACACUCGAGUAACGUCCGUUCGUGGAGUUUGCAGUCGGUGGAAAGUUUUGUGUUCCCAAAAUGCCACGCUCCUUUCUGGUGAAGAAGCACGUCAACUCCGCCAAGAAGCCCAACUACAGCGAGCUGGAGGGUCCGACAGUGCUCAUCAUGCCGCAUUUCUACAAGGGCCUCCCGCUGCCUGUCAUCCCCCAGCCGGAGUUCCUGAGCCCGGCCGCGUACAGCCCCAUCACGGUGUGGACCACCAGCAGCCUGCCGCUCUCCCCGCUCCCCAGCGACCUCUCCCCGCUCUCCGGAUACCCUUCCUCGCUUUCCUCCUCCUCCUCCUCCUCCAAGGACCACAGCGGCUCGGAGAGCCCGAGGAGCGACGAGGAGGAGCCGCUGCUGCUCUCCAAGCUGGCGGAGGGCGCGCAGGACGCGGACAAGUUCCAGUGCGCGCAGUGCGCCAAGUCCUACUCCACCUACUCCGGACUGCUCAAGCACAAGCAGCUGCACUGCGAUGCCCAAACUAGGAAAUCCUUCACUUGUAAAUACUGCGAGAAGGAAUACGUCAGCUUGGGAGCUCUCAAGAUGCACAUUAGAACUCACACUUUGCCUUGCGUGUGCAAAAUAUGCGGCAAAGCCUUCUCCAGGCCCUGGUUGCUGCAGGGACACAUCAGGACGCACACUGGAGAGAAGCCGUUCUCGUGUCCUCACUGCAACAGAGCGUUUGCAGACCGCUCCAACCUCAGGGCUCACUUGCAGACCCACUCGGAUGUGAAAAAGUACCAAUGCAAGAACUGCUCCAAAACCUUCUCCCGGAUGUCUCUUCUGCACAAGCAUGAGGAAUCUGGUUGUUGUGCAGCACACUGAACACAAGGGAUACUCUUUUUCCACUAGGAGACUCUUUUUUUUUUUUUUCUCCUCCCUGCUUCUUGGUUUUUUUGGAAGCAGGGAGUCUUCAGUUUACCUGUGCUAUUCAUGCACUUCCCGCAUGUCUGCAAUCUUCCAAAUGCCUUCACUUUUGCUCUGACAGAUCAAUUCGAGGGGGAAAAAGCCAAGGGAAUACUGAAGCCAUUGUUACUACUUCUUUUUAAUUAGGAGGGGGAAGAAAAUUUGCACAAUCGUUACAAGAGAGAUUGCCGUAGUCCUCCUUUAAAGUGCCUCUGUUUUUUUACUCUUUAUAUAUAUUUUUAUAUUAUACCGAAUGUAAGCGUGACUGCGAUGAUUGUACAUUUGUGGUGUUUUUUUUACUCUCAUGACACUUUGGCUAAUAAAGUCUCAUGGCUUUUUGUAGAAAUUGGAAGCA
Molecule: messenger RNA, 1483 nt
Organism: Entelurus aequoreus (snake pipefish)
Lineage: Eukaryota; Metazoa; Chordata; Actinopteri; Syngnathiformes; Syngnathidae
Gene: snai2
Product: snail family zinc finger 2
Exons: 3
Coding region: 259-1047 (262 amino acids)
Biological process (GO): regulation of DNA-templated transcription
Molecular function (GO): DNA-binding transcription factor activity, RNA polymerase II-specific; RNA polymerase II cis-regulatory region sequence-specific DNA binding
Source: RefSeq, a predicted model, not a curated record